Molecule: messenger RNA, 317 nt
Organism: Anneissia japonica
Lineage: Eukaryota; Metazoa; Echinodermata; Crinoidea; Comatulida; Comatulidae
Exons: 3
Cellular component (GO): Cul4-RING E3 ubiquitin ligase complex
Source: RefSeq, a predicted model, not a curated record
GCCAGGACUUGUGAGAGAUACCACCACGGCGAUAUGGUGUUCUAACAAGGGUAUGACAGAGGCUGAAUUAACAGAAUAUUUGAAGGUUUCGUCAAGAAUUUGGUCUCCAUUCUACUUGUCACUGGAAGAAAAUCUAAUCAAUCGUAACGGAGUGCUUAACUUCUUCCACGACCACCUGAGGCAGGCCGUUGAACGAAAGUAUCUAAAUACGCCAGAACUUAAGCGACAGUGUUAUGUCGAUGUGGCGGAUUUCUUUAACAAGAAGGACAUCGAUGAUCGCUAUACGGAAGAGGUACCGUACCUUCUAUCCCAAGCCG